This is a messenger RNA of Poeciliopsis prolifica (blackstripe livebearer), 380 nucleotides long. RefSeq lists its product as uncharacterized. The transcript is spliced from 3 exons. Bases 12 to 380 code for a protein of 122 amino acids. The record is from RefSeq and is a predicted model, not a curated record. NCBI's taxonomy places the organism in Eukaryota, Metazoa, Chordata, Actinopteri, Cyprinodontiformes, Poeciliidae.
GACGACAAAAGAUGCUGAUGGGAGCGAAAGAGAAGAAGGUCCAGAAGAAAAGAAAACAUAAGGGCAUGGGAGAGGAGGAAGAAAAGAGAGGACAGCAGUCCGCAAGACGAGAGGAAGAGGAGGAGGUGAAGAAGAGACAAGAUGGAGGGGAGGAGACGGCAGAGGAGAAGGAAGACGAGAGGCAGGAUCAGCUGGCGGCGCGGAGGGACAGCUUGAUCGAGUCGCUGAGGGAUCUGCUGAAGACGAAGGAGAUGACGAAGAGCUCCCAGGACGGAGGAAAGUCUGGCGACAGGAAGACGCCACCCAGAGGUGAGAGGAAAGACGAAAGGAGAGAAGACGGACAGAGGGGGGAAACUGUCCACCAGAAAGUCAACGACUGA